AUGAAAUCGAACUGGGUUAUUAUUGUUGAAAAACUGACAACAGAAACAUUUGUAGAACAACAUUCAUAUGAAAUUCGUUCAAGUGGUGUUAUUAAAGCAAUUUACCCGGAAUGUUUAAAAUUUUACCAUAAAACACUCGAUAUUUAUUAUAUGGAAGGUUCACCGUAUGCCACUCUAUCAUCGCAUCAACAAGUGGAUGGAAAUACAUUGGCGUUUAUGACAACGCCAAUAAUUAUUAGUGGUAUUUUGCCAAAAUUUACUGAGCAGGUUAAGUUUCUUCAUUAUGGUGACAGAUUAUUUUCACCAAAUAUUAGUUCUGUUUUAUCGUCUACACCUCAACAACCAUUAUCGAAUCAUUUAUCAUCAUCUCAUCAAGAUCAAAGUGUUUUAUUAGCAUCAUCAUUAACUCAAUCAUCAUCUUGUCGAGAUCCGAAUCAUUUAUUAGCGGCGUCGUCGGAUUUAAUAAACUGGUUACUGUUUAACACCGAUCAAAAUUUAAAAGAUACAAAAAUUGUUGAUGAAGAUCUGACUGUAACACGAAUACCAACAGUACCAGAUACAACCACAAACAGCAUCACUACAGAUAAUAAUAUCAUCAUAAAAUCCAAGAAAAAGCCAAUACCCGAUAACUAUGUUCUUCCAAUACUGCCUUCAGCUGUUAUCGUGAACAUUGGGCAACCAUUUGGCACAAGUUCUACAUUGAUUUCUCUACUAGAAGACAUGUCUGUAUCACUUUGGCGACAAUUAGAAUUUCUCGCGAACAUGUCAAGUGGAACAGUGUUAAAUACCAGUCAAGGUGCUUUAAUUCUCAGCAAAAAAAUGAUGAAUGUGAGUUGUACUCGAAUAUGUAAAACUCUUAGUAGUAAACAAUUAAAUAAUCAAUAUUCAUUUUCAAAUAUACAGAAAGGUGUAUUUAAUCCUACAUUAGGGUAUGUCAAUAUGACAAAUCUUUUGACAGCACUUUUUAAAAUUAUUAAAACAAAAAAUAAUAUAUUUAUUCGUCAACAAGAAACAUUUCUCGGUUAUGAUUUAUCAAUAUCGAAAAAUUCUCGUCAUAUUCGAUUAGUAUCCAAUCGUGGUACAAUUAAAACAAAACAAACUCGAUUUGUACCCAGUGUAGAAAAUGCGCAACAUAUUUCAUCCAUAUUAGAAACCACUCUUGCAAAUACAUUUUCAUAUAAUAUGGAAUUUCGCGAUGCUGAUUAG
Molecule: messenger RNA, 1206 nt
Organism: Didymodactylos carnosus
Lineage: Eukaryota; Metazoa; Rotifera; Eurotatoria; Philodinida; Philodinidae
Source: the annotation of a GenBank genome assembly